This is a messenger RNA of Orbilia oligospora ATCC 24927, 2307 nucleotides long. RefSeq lists its product as uncharacterized. The record is from RefSeq and is a predicted model, not a curated record. Bases 1 to 2307 code for a protein of 768 amino acids. Gene Ontology annotation, cellular component: nucleolar ribonuclease P complex; ribonuclease MRP complex. The transcript is spliced from 3 exons. Gene Ontology annotation, biological process: tRNA 5'-leader removal. NCBI's taxonomy places the organism in Eukaryota, Fungi, Ascomycota, Orbiliomycetes, Orbiliales, Orbiliaceae.
AUGGAAUCACUAGCUACCCGAGCUGUUCCCUCGCAAGCUCGUAAAAGAAAAUUCCAUGAGGCUAGUCCCGCUAAACCCACUAGGGUGCCGAUAGAUCCCAAACGUCGAAAGCGUCAAGAUGCUAGGGAAAUUUCUGCCCAGACCGCAGAAAGUGCUUUCCGAGAUGGCCAAUUCGAUCCUGUCUCCUUUGUCAACUCAAGAGAAUAUGAGAUUAGAAGCCUUCUCCGCUCGAUGAAUAGUUCCAAAAAUGCGCAACGAAAGCGUGCUUUCCAAAGCUUACCUCGGGAACUGCGACGCCGCACUGCUGCCCACAAUCCAAGCCGAGCUCCUAAACGUGUGAGGGAAACUGCACGUAAAGAGUUGACCGAAGAUAAUACUACUGUUCGUAAAAAGCGUAGGGACUACUGCCCUAGUGCCCGGCGCUUAAAUGCAAACCAGCUACGAAUACUCUCACUUCGAAAUAACAAUUCUAUGAUUCCUAAGGCUGUUCCAGGAUCCCGACAAACGGCUACAAGGGGGCUUGGAAGAACUCGAUCAUAUAUAGGAUCGAAAUCCUCCAGAUACCGCAAACGACAGCGGCAUAAAACAUGGCUCCCAACCCAUAUAUGGUGUGCCAAGCGAGCGCGAAUGGUCCUAAAAUGGGGAUUCUCGCUUGUCGAAACUCCCAACCUGAAAUGCUAUCGCCCGACUUAUCGAGCUGCAACCCGAGAUGCGUGUAUAGCCAUCGACACAAGCUACUACGCUACAAUAUUAUUAGUAGGGCGGGAACGAGAUCUGAAGAAAUCGUUAGCGAAGUUUCUGCCCCCUCUUGAUCUUGCGGUGGUUGGAAGAAGUGUAGUUUCUGGUGAAUCAGUUCGGUCGACUUGGAUGUACGAGGAAGGCGAGUGGCCCGACAAGCCGCUUGCACCAAUACAAAUUUUCUGGUGUCCAAUAAACUCGGUGGAUGAGAUGAAAGAGCAAGGGCUGCGUAAUGUCGUGCUGAGAGUUCAUCCUGCCUCGUGGGAUGAUGCGUGGAAAGUCGCAGCGGCUUCUGCUGCUGCCUCCGCCUGCGUUUGUAAAAACCUAAGGUUUGAGGUGGGGUCUAUUGAGUUAAUUGGGCCGCGAACUGCGGACAUACUAAGAGCAUUACUGAACCCAAAUCUCGAUCUCGACGGUAUUCUUGUCGACGGGGUUAAACAUAACAGCGCAAGAGACCCUAGACUCAGUUCCUUUCACCUCCGUACCACGAUUCCAUACCCACCCUCUCAAGAAAAUACCACCAACCAAGCGGAAAGCUUAUUUAGUGCAAAUUGUCGAACUGCAUCUGUUAAAGCACAAGUUUCGCAGAAGACUCUAAAUUCACGAAUCUCAAAAUCGGUUUCAGGAGAGGCCGCCAAAUCCGCUGCUGCUGCCAGAAUUCCAUUUGUCUUGAUGCGAGAGAUAUUGGGCGUACUGGGCACACAAUCUUCUUCGGGCCGUCCGCAUUCCGAGAUCCCUUUGUCACAUCGCUGGAGCAUCCUGCUGCCAUGGAAAUGGGUUCGGCCGUUCUGGUUGGUUCUUAUGAGGAUGCCAGGUGUACGAUUAGGGGGGCUGAAAGAACUCGAGCAACUAACACUCGAAAGUGGCGUUGGCUAUUUCCCGACUGACUUCCCUUCUACAAGCGCGGGAAGGGCAGAGGCUUUGGAAAGAACGCAAGCGCAGUUAAAUCAACUUGAGCGUCGAAGUACGAUGAAAACGAAGCCCUCAAGUAAAAAGAGUGAAUCAACUACCUUGAGUAAGGGUGGUUAUCCAUGGGGUGAGGUGCUCGACGCAGGUCGCCAUUUUACGUGCGAAGAACCGGGGUUCUGGCAGCUAACCCCUGAUUCGGUGCGCCUCUUCUGGAAAAGCCCACGGAGUAUGUUGCCAACGUCGAUAUCUUCUGGAAUAUUCACAGCACACAUUAGAUUAUAUGGACGUGGGAAUAUAGAUUCCAAUGCUUUCGUCUACACGUUCUCGGGGGAAGCGGCUAGACUGGUUCCACGAGUGCUACUUCAGCACGCCCGAGACGGGAACCCCAUCGACAAUGUUUUAGAAACAUUGGACGGUGAAAAUGGCCAACUAAACGGUAUCGGACAUAAUAGUGCGCCAGCGUAUUCUUUAGCUGGCUUUGUUAUCCGCGGGAAUUUUGGGUUCCGCCAGGCUCGGCCCGUCGCCAUUGCAGCCCUUGCGUGGGCGAGAACCCAUGAGAGCGAGCCAAGUGUUCAUCAAGAAGACUGCUUUGGUGGAUGGUGUAUCCUGCAAAAUACAGGAUCUGGAAUCAGGCGACUAGCCCAAUGGAAUGCGGUUUAG